This is a messenger RNA of Brienomyrus brachyistius, 3879 nucleotides long. Its product is annotated as leucine-rich repeat neuronal protein 3-like. The transcript has 2 exons. Lineage: Eukaryota; Metazoa; Chordata; Actinopteri; Osteoglossiformes; Mormyridae. The record is from RefSeq and is a predicted model, not a curated record. The coding region runs from base 601 to 2805 and encodes 734 amino acids. Gene Ontology annotation, molecular function: protein binding.
GUUAUUAAUGACCGCUGAGCGGGCAGCACCAUGUCCGUGUGACAGCUGAUCGGGUGAGCGAUGCGCCACUAACCGCCGUGGAGGAAGGAAGGGAGGAGGAGGAGGGGGAUAAAAAGCAGCUCGCCGCGGUCGCCUGCAGUGGAGCGCACGGCUCUGGCCAGGCAGAAACAGAUCAGCAGCGCAGGAAGCGGGAGCAGCUCUGUGACCGGCACCAGCACCACCAGGAGGGACGUGUGUCGGCGAAUACAGAUGCUAUGGAGAGCAGGAGGGGCACGGAUAGCAGCGCACACGGCGGGGAUUAAAGGAAUACAGUCGGCUCCAUGUGCCGGGAGGAUCUGCAGAGCCGAUGGACAAGUGAUAGAAGAUACUAAUGACAGAAGCCUGAGCAAUUAAUCCUCUUCAGAGAAGCUCUCGCACUUGGCUCAUCCAUGGGCUCGCUGCCUCUGCUCCUUGAAGGACGAGACGACCUUCAUGAAUCCACCAUGCAUGACAACCUCAUGUGAGACCGCUGAAAGGUUUCUCCGCUCAGCCGAGGAAAACGGCACCGCCAACUGGGACACUAAUCAGGGGGAAAUGUCUGUGGCAUCGCCUCGGUAAAAAAUGGCUCUCCUCUUCCUGAAGUUAACGGUAGCAACCGUUGAUUCUCUAAGCACCAGUUACAAGCUAAGGAAAAACGGGGCCAAAAUGAAGGACGUGGCAUUUGUGUUCUGGCUCAUUAUGGGAGUCGCUAUGACUACUGCACUUCCUGCAACAGAGGAAGAAGCCAGCUGUCCCCAGUCAUGUGUUUGUGAAAUCAGACCAUGGUUCUCCCCAAGCUCUAUUUAUAUGGAAGCCCCCACUGUUGACUGCAAUGAUUUAGGACUCUCUGUCCUACCAGAAAAAUUACCAGCGGAUACACAAGUAUUACUGCUACAGACUAACAACAUAGCUAAAAUCGAGAGGUCCCUGGAAUACCUAGCUAACCUCACAGAGAUAGAUGUGUCUCAGAACAAUCUGUUCGCCAUUGGGGAUGUAAACUUGGGUCAACUUCACCAGCUUUUGUCACUGCACAUGGAGGAGAACUGGAUUCGUGUUCUUUCCGACAGCUGCUUCUCUGAGCUAACUGACCUCCAAGAGCUCUACAUCAACCACAACAAGAUUUCCAUUAUUGUGCCUGGGGCAUUUCUGGGGCUGAAAAACCUAUUGCGACUCCACCUAAACUCUAACUGGCUGGAGGCCAUCAGCAGUGAAUGGUUUGAAGCCACACCACGGCUGGAAAUCCUCAUGAUUGGAGAAAACCCGGUUGCUAAGAUCGCGGACAUGAACUUCAGGCCACUCGCUAACCUCCGAAGCCUGGUCCUGGCCAGAAUGAACCUAUCAGACAUACCUGACAAUGCGCUGGUCGGCCUUGAGCAGCUUGAGAGCAUCUCGUUUUAUGAUAACACCUUUGCCAGAGUUCCACGCACCGCCCUGAAGAAGGUUCAGAGUCUCAAGUUUCUGGACCUCAACAAGAAUCCCAUUCAGAGGAUACAGAGAGGGGAUUUCGUGGACAUGCUGCACCUCAAGGAGCUGGGCAUUAACAGCAUGCCUGAGCUUGUGUCCAUCGACAGCUUUGCCCUUAGCAAUUUGCCAGAACUGACCAAAAUUGAGGCAACAAACAACCCCAAGCUGUCCUACAUCCAUCCAAAUGCUUUUCACAGGCUGCCCCAGCUGGAAACACUCAUGGUGAACAGCAACGCCUUGAGUGCCUUGCAUCGUGUUACUGUGGAGUCUCUACCCAACCUCCGGGAGGUGAGUUUGCACAGCAACCCCAUCCGCUGUGACUGUGUUGUCCGCUGGAUGAACGCCAACAGGACAGCCAUUCGUUUUAUGGAGCCAGAAUCGUUGUUCUGUGUGGAGCCGCCUGAGCUGGAGGGUCGGCAAGUUCGGCAGGUGCACAUCCGUGAGAUGACAGAGGUAUGCCUGCCGCUCAUCUCUCCCGGGAGCCUCCCAGGGAUAGUCCAAGCACGCAAGGGGAGUUCACUGUCUCUUCACUGCCGGGCAUUUGCUGAGCCUGAGCCUGCUAUCUACUGGGUCACGCCCUCAGGAAAUCGGAUCCUACCCAGCACCUUCUCCAAGAAGUACUACGUGCAUCCGGAGGGCACGUUUGACAUCUAUGACAUCACGGAACGUGAAGCUGGAUUAUACACAUGUGUUGCGCAUAACUUCGUUGGUGCGGACCUCAAAUCAGUCUCUGUGGAGGUCGAUGGUUACUUUCCACAGCCAAAAAAUGGGUCCUUGAUCUUAAAGGUUGAAUCUGUGAUGCCAAACUCCAUUCUAGUAUCUUGGAAGGCGUCUCUCGGCACCCUGGCUGCAAACGUUAAGUGGUCCACGACUGCAACGCAAAGCAAGCCCACGCUGGUCUUCACAGUGAGGGUCCCAUCCAACGUGAAGGCGUACAAUCUAACACACCUAGAGUCCUCCACACAGUAUAAGGUGUGUGUGGACAUUCCCAGCAUCCGCUACAGGAGACACGGAAAAUGUGUUGACAUCACCACAAAGGGAAUAGAACUUGCAGCGAUGAACUCGGAGUGGCAGGAUGCCGCUGCCAUCAUGUCCCCCACUGCUCUUUUGGCCAUGGUAUCCCUUGCCUGUUUGCUCAUCUGCGUGAUGAUGAAGAACCGUCUCGUGUCUGGAGAGUCGAGGAAAUCGGAGUCUAAGACCUUGCUGAAUCCCCUGGCUGAAUCGCCCUCCCUACAGAGGAGAUUUUGGGACUCUACUAAGGGGCCGGCCAGCGUGGUCCAAGUGAAGGCCACAGUUUUAGAGGUGUCCAACAACUCCAUAUAAAGAAACAUACCUUUCAGUUAUAAGUGUGUGGAUUUCUUGCAAAAAAAUGACCUGAGAUUGGACAAAAGCAAAUAGGGAAAGCACAAAGCACGCAAGUCCCUAAAUAUGCAUUUCUUGCCCCGACAUUGAUGUUCUGGAACACUGCAAGAUUCUGUUUUGGAGGGGGGUUCCUAAUGGCAAGAGGCAGACGUUCCAUAAGCCAACGUUAAUGGAGAAGUGGUCUACAGCAACUGUAUUAACAAGCAUCACAGGGAUUAUCACUCAGCACGUGGCUCCAGUUGCUGGGUAUUGGCUGUUAUCCAAUGAACAAACAGAACCAAGGGCAGGUGAAAGUGUUGUCCCUUACUGGUUGUUAUAUAUGUAAAGAAUAGUGGAAAUAUCCUUGUGGUCCCAAGCAAUACCUUGUGUGCUGUAUUAAAUAAAUAGGCAAAAUUAGACAUGCCACACGUGAUGUUUAUAAUGGAAAAAACCUAGUAGAAUAGAUCAUAAUGGUGACUAUGAUGUAAGACUUUUAUGAAAUAUACAUUUUUUAUUAAAAAGGGGGCUUUGUCUUUUUUUAUGUUGGUAAACGUUUUAUUACAACGGCCCGGAGAACCAGCUGAAUACAUGGUCCUAACUGCACGUUGUUGAUGAAGCAGCGUGUUUGUAUUAUCAGGGGUCCGGGCACUAAAUUAAAUGUCAUGCCGUCACUGGGUGAAAAUGACGUGCAUAUUCCAUGGACGGCUGCAAAUGGAUACGGGGUCUCCCCUAAGGGAUGGGGUGGGGUACGUUUAACAGUAAAGAAACGUAUGUUGAUUCCUUGUCACUAUUAAUGAAUUCGGUGUCUCUGAAAGUACCAGAUGAGGCCGGUUUUUCAAAUGUCAGUGAGCGGCUGUAACGAAAGUGGAACACGGACCUAAGAUUUCUAGAGACUGUGAACAAGGGAACACGAGCAAAGCCCCCUGAACAACAAUUAUGAGCUCUAGUUUAAUGUUCCAACAGCAAGAUAACUAUCUUGGGUUAUAAAAACGCUGGAAGACAGCUUGAAGUUUCAACUAUUGUACUGCUUGUGAAUAAAAUUCUACCCACAAAUAA